AUAUUCGGCCGUACAUUUUGCGUCCAUCCUGGCCACCAAUAUUGCGUCGCCUGCACAGAUCGGCGCAAUUUUCUGUACGAUAACGAGCUCAAAUUCUUUGAAACUUAUGGGCGGGGACCAAGUUCGUACCGGUAGAAAGCGUUCUCGUCAACCCUUAAAAUAAUACUUUUGACGACGCAGACAGCAUUGAAAUCGUUCUCUGAAACAAGUGACAACAACUAUAUUUUGGACAAAAAAAUGGCAAUGAUGGUAGAACCGAUCGUAUCGAAAACCCGAGUUUGCAUAAAAAAUCUUCCUCCAAAGAUUACGGAGCAAGAUUUAAAGGAAUUCAUCUUGAACGAGCAAGGACAUCGAAAACGCCAGAAACAGGCGAGCAGCAGAAGUAAUAGCUAUGAAAGAGAAAUGCAACUGCAAAUCACGGACUGUAAGAUCCUCAAGAACUCCCAAGGGAAAUCCCGAAAGGUUGCCUUCAUUGGAUUCCGUCAACCGGAACAGGCCCUUCACGUUAUUGGGAAAUUUCAUCGAACCUAUUUGAACAUGAGUCGCAUUACAGUCGAGGCUGCCAAAGCAAAGAGAGAUGAAAAGGGACUCAAAGAUGAUGAAGAUGGAGACGAGAAACAAGAAGGGAAGGGUUUGAAGCCAAAUAAGAACAUGAUUGAAAAUUCGAAACAAGGCUCAAGUGCACUUUCGGUUCUUGCUGUGGAAGCCAAUCAAAAGGGCUCUGACAAAAAAGUGGAAGAAUUUUUGAGUCUCAUGGGAGCUGGGAACUCAAAUUCAAAGUUUUGGUCCAAUGAUACAACCAGAGGCGAAGAAAUUGCGGGGAUACUUCCCAAACCAAGCUGCGAUGAUAGCAACAGUGACGACACCAGUAGUACCAGUAGCAGUGCAGACGACGAUAAAUCACACAGGGAGGAUGAAAUUGCAAAAUCGAGUCACGAAAUUAAAACCGGAAGCACCUUAUCUGAUUUGGAUUUUUUACGUUCGAAAAAAAGGCAAGUUGACGAUUUAGAACAACCGCAAAACGAUGACUAUUCAGAUUCAAACUCUUCCACGUCUAGUUCGAGUUCCUCCUCGAGUGAUAAUAGCGAUCAAGACGGUGACUCGACAAUAGAUAGAGACCAAGAACACAGAAGUCAUCGCCAGGGAACUAUUCAGAAACUCUCGGACGACAUUGAUACGAGUGCUGACGACGACAUGGAUGACGAAGCGAAGCAGCUAGCUGAGGCGAUCGGAGCCUCAAAGACUCGAUUGUUUGUUCGAAAUCUUGCAUUUGAAACAACUGAAGAAGAAUUAGAAGAAUACUUUUCUCCGUUUGGAAAAGUAACGGAGUGUCAUAUACCAGUUGACGAUAAAAAACGCAACAAAGGAUUCGGCUUUAUAACGUUUGAAUCCGCGGUGGACGCAAUUGAAGCUACGAACCAAUUAGACAAGGUUGAUUUUCAAGGACGUCUUUUGCAUAUACUGCACGCCCGUCCACCUCCCCAAGAAUCUCUCAGUGGGAGUGAAAAUCGUGAAAAAUUAUCUUGGAAACAGAGACAGGAACUUGCUCGGAAGGAAAAAGAAACAAAAGGAUCUACCGGGGAGGCUUCUAAAGGCUGGUCCGCAAGUUUUGUACGUGGAGAUGCAGUUGUAGAUAAUUUGGCGCAGCGAUUGGGGCUCCGCAAGGGAGAUCUUCUCGGAGUUAAGGACAACUUAUCGUCAGGAGAUGCCGCAGUUAGGUUAGCCUUAGGAGAAACACAAAUUAUUGAGGAGAACCGAAAGUACUUUCGUCAACAUGGGGUGGACAUGGAAGCUUUAGUUUCCGCCAACGAAAACCAAUCGACUCAAAAAACAGCACAAAAACGAAGCAAAACGGCAAUUCUCGUUAAAAAUCUACCUUUUGAUACCCGUGUCGAGGAGUUAGAGAAACUUUUUCAUGUUGGUCAGGAACCAGUCAAUAUUCUAUUGCCUCCGAGUAGAACUAUCGCAAUGAUUGAGUACGGACAUUCCACUGAUGCCAAGCGAGCCUUUCGCAAACUAGCGUAUCGCCGAUUCAAGCAUGUACCGAUUUAUUUGGAGUGGGCACCACUGCAAGCCAAACUGGACAACAUAAACAACAGGGAUUCGUCUUCAAAAGAUGACAUAUCCAGCCAAUGUGCUAAAUCAGAUGAUAACGAACGACCGGCAACAGAAAUGGAUACAGCUACUUCCAUAAGCAAUUUCGGAAAUAAAAGCGAUGGCAACGACUCUGGCGAUGAUGAUGGUGAAAACGAUCAUGUGUCUUCCACGCUAUACAUCAAAAAUCUCAACUUUGAAACCACUGAAGAAAGCCUGCAGCAGAUCUUUGAAAAAAAAGAUGGUCGCAAUGUUUUAUCUGUUCGUAUUCCACGCAAAGUCACUCCAACGAAUAGUGGCCAUGCAACGCAAGAAAACCGGUCCUUGUCUAUGGGAUACGGCUUUGUGGAACUGGCAUCACACGAACUGGCCAAAAAAGCCAUCAAAAUGCUUCAGGGAAAACUUGUUGAUGGACACUCUUUGCAGCUCGCCAUUUCUUCUCAAAAACAAGGUUCUCGAACACCGUCGAAUUCCGCUUCCACCGGCAAGAAACCUCCAACGAAAAUCAUGGUACGAAACGUUCCGUUUCAGGCAACACGAAGUGAGAUUUUGAAGCUUUUCGGCACCUUCGGUCAGCUGAAGAAGGUCCGUUUGCCAAAAAAAUUCGACGGAAACCAUCGGGGCUUUGCAUUUGUCGAAUACCUUACCGGAAAGGAAGCCUCGGUAGCAAUGAGCGCGCUCUCGCGGACUCACUUGUAUGGAAGGCAUUUGGUACUGGAAUGGGCGAGUGUCGAUGAAAAGAGUGAUUCUGGCAAAAACAUGGAACGACUUCGGCAGAAAGCCAGGCGCGAUGCCGCUGGAGCUGCCGCUGCAUCGGCCGAACAGAAACGAAAGAACAAAAAAAUUCGUUUCGAAUAAGAAAUCCCUAAUACUUAUCUGAAGAAC
Messenger RNA from Pseudo-nitzschia multistriata, 2979 nucleotides. Lineage: Eukaryota; Bacillariophyta; Bacillariophyceae; Bacillariales; Bacillariaceae. The record is from the annotation of a GenBank genome assembly.